Messenger RNA from Venturia canescens, 970 nucleotides. Its product is annotated as keratinocyte-associated protein 2. The record is from RefSeq and is a predicted model, not a curated record. The transcript is spliced from 3 exons. Lineage: Eukaryota; Metazoa; Arthropoda; Insecta; Hymenoptera; Ichneumonidae. The coding region runs from base 156 to 560 and encodes 134 amino acids.
UGGGGAAUAUGCACGGUGGGUAAUAUGUGCGCCAUACCCUCAAGUUUAGAGAUACUCCGGGUUUCGAAAGCUAGUUCGAAUUUUAUUUAAACACACUUAUCAGUUUUUAUUCCUUAAAGUAAAAUACAAUUCAAUCCUGUAAACCUACUUGCAAAAUGGCUGUAACCAGUGGUGUAUCGUUCAUUCUAUCGUCAAUUUUAACUGUUUUGUUAUUUUCUGGAAUGCAAAUGUACAAAAGUUGGUUAAUAUCAACUCAGUUACAUACAAUUUUGGGUGGUUACAUAGGAUCCAUGCUUUUUGUAUUUUUACUCACGGCUCUUGGAAACUUUGAAUCUACAAUGUUUGGCAAGUCUUUCCAAUUGAAGCUCUUCCCAGAAGUAUUUGUGUCAUUGAUCGUUUCAUUGACAGCGUCUGGAUUGGUACACCGAGUAGCAACAACAACCUGCUUCCUUUUUUCUAUGGUUGCUCUCUACUAUAUAAAUCGCAUUUCCCAAGAGACUUACUCUACUCCGGUUCAACAAGUAGCUGCAUCAGCGCUUCACACUAAGAAGAGGAAAUAAAGCGGAAAGUGUCACCAAUAACAUUUAAAAACAAGACUGGACAAAAAUUCCUUCAACAAUAUAGAAAAUAAAAUUUCUUAUAAACAUUUCAUUAUUGUAAUUCUGCAAAAUGAAUUAUAUUUUCACGACAGCUCCUCUGAAGAAAAGAAUGGAGUUAUUUCCCUGCUUUCAUACCGAUUCAAUGGAAGUUAUUCAAGUUGUUGUGCAUAUUUGGUAAAAAAAUUAAAGAAAUUAAAUGAUUCUAAUGUAAACUCGAAAGAAAACAGAGAAUCGUGACACAGUUGCGAAAUUUGUAAUUCAAUUAUCUGAGAUUGAAUAAUUGAAACUAAAAAUUAUAUUAUGUGGAAAUUUUGAAUUAUAAAUCGAUAAAAACAAAAAAUAUCAGUAAUAAAAGAAAAAUUUUAUUCACA